Molecule: messenger RNA, 1711 nt
Organism: Arachis ipaensis
Lineage: Eukaryota; Viridiplantae; Streptophyta; Magnoliopsida; Fabales; Fabaceae
Product: Pectin lyase-like superfamily protein
Biological process (GO): carbohydrate metabolic process
Molecular function (GO): polygalacturonase activity
Source: RefSeq, a predicted model, not a curated record
UGAAAAAUAAAGAUUUUUAUUAAAUUUAAAAUUUUUUUAAUGAAUUUUUUUCUUUGUUAAAAGAAUACUUGAGCUUUUGCCGUAGCAUUACCGUUGAGGUCAGUCAACUGAAAAGAGCCCAUACGACCAGAAAUGGCGAAGACACCAAUCUUCUCCCUCUUCCAGACCAUCUCAUUUCUCCUCGUCAUCCAAUCACCUUUUGCCACGUCACACCCUCUAAACCCCCUCCCAAUCAUCCUCUCCGUCACUGACUUUGGAGCCUCCGGCGACGGCCUCAGCUACGACACCACAGCCAUUCAGUCCACCAUCGACGCCUGCCCCGAUGGACGCCCCUGUCGCGUCACCUUCCCUGCGCCGGGAAAGUACCUGACUGCCACCGUGUUCCUGAAGUCCGGCGUAGUGCUGAACGUGGAGCCCGGCGCCACCGUGCUUGGAGGAACUAGGCUGGAGGACUACCCGGAGGACUCGUCGCGGUGGUACGUGAUAUUGGCGGAGAACGCAUCGAACGUGGGGAUCGAAGGUGGCGGAGCGGUGGACGGACAGGCGGGGAAAUUCGUCGUGAGGGAGGAUCCGAGGAAGAACGUAAUGGUGAGCUGGAACCAGACAGGAGCGUGCUCCGGCGACGAGUGCCGGCCUCGGUUGAUCGGUUUUGUUGAUUGCAACCACGUUAGGGUUUCCAACAUUUCCCUCAACCACCCUGCUUAUUGGUGCUUGCACAUGGUACGAAGUAACAACAUAAGAAUUGAAGAUGUUGGAAUUUACGGAGACUUCAAUAUUCCAAACAACGAUGGCAUUGACAUAGAUGACUCAAACAACACAAUAAUCAAUAGAUGCCACAUUGAUACAGGAGAUGAUGCAAUAUGUCCAAAGUCUUCCACUAGCCCCGUUUACAACCUCACUGCCACCAAUUCUUGGAUUCGAACCAAAUCCUCUGCAAUCAAACUUGGAAGUGCUAGUUGGUUUGAUUUCAAGCACUUUGUCUUUGAUAACAUCACUAUUGUAGAUUCUCAUAGAGGACUUGCCUUCCAGAUUCGUGAUGGAGGAAAUGUAAGCGACAUUGUAUUCUCAAACAUAAACAUCAGCACAAGAUACUAUGAUCCAUUAUGGUGGGGGAGAGCAGAACCUAUCUAUGUCACUACUUGUCCUCGUAGUGCAACCUCAAAGGAGGGUUCAAUCUCAAACAUACUCUUCAUUAACAUCACUGCAAAUGCUGAAAAUGGCAUCUUUUUAUCCGGGUCAAAGAGAGGGUUGUUAAGGAAUUUGAGAUUCAUCAACAUGAAUGUCACCUAUAGAAGGUUCACAAGUUAUGAAGGUGGGUUGUGGGACUAUAGGCCAGGGUGCCAAGAAUUAGUGAAACACAACACUGCUGGAAUGAUGAUGGAACACAUUGAUGGUCUUGAGGUUAAUAAUGUAGAAAUGAGAUGGUCAAAUGAACAAGAACAACUUGAUCAGUGGAAUAAUCCUUUGGAGUUUAGGCCUUCUACUGUGAAUAAUGUCAGUUUUAUUCAUUUUAAUUCUGGUUUCUACACAAAUAGCAAAUCAAGUUCAUGAUUUUUAGGGUCUUCGAAAGGAUAAAGAUCCAAAGCACAUUGCAGAUUUGGUUGAGGAGCAUUUGCUGCAAAUUGAGAACAUGUAACAUUCAGAAAUUUGUGAUUGAAAGGCAGUGAUGUAUAAUUUUACUGUCCAUAUAUAUCAAUGUUAUUUUAUUUUC